UUCAAACCUUCCCUCUCCACACGCCACCACCACCACCUUCUUUUCCUUCUGUCCGCCUGUCCGUACCACUCGCCCUGGUGCACGCAAAGCCAGAGCGCGGCGGCACGCCAUGGGCACCCUCGUCGGGCACGUCGCGCCGGGCGCCGGCUUCCUCCUCAUCGGCCUAUGGCAGCUGUUCAGCCACACCCGCCUCUUCUUGCUGCGGCCGAGCUCGUACUCGGCGCCGGUCUGGUUCCCGGUGCGCGGCGUGCGGCACCUCGAGCUCAUCCUCAUAAUCAUCGGCACCGUGAUCUCCAUCCUGAUGGAGCUCGUCAUCGGCCCCGCUAAGCACCAGCCCUUCGACGACGACGGCACCAUACCGUCCGACCACCUCCACAACUUCGAGCACGCGUCCAUCUCGCUCGCGCUGCUCACCUUCGCCGCGGUCACCAUCCACCUCGACAGGGUGAAGGCGCCGAUGCGUGACGCGGUGUCGCAGCUCGUGGCCGCCGCGGCGUUCGCGCAGCAGCUACUCAUCUUCCACCUCCACUCGGCGGACCACAUGGGCGUGGAGGGCCAGUUCCACUGGCUGCUGCAGACGGCCAUCGCCGUCACGCUCGCCACCACGCUCCUCGGCAUCCCCUACCCUCGGAGCUUCACGGUGAGCCUGGUCCGGUCGGCGAGCCUCGUGUUCCAGGGCGUCUGGUUCAUCGUCAUGGGCGUCAUGCUGUGGACGCCCGCGCUCAUCCCCAAGGGGUGCUUCCUCAACCGAGAGGAAGGCCACGACGUCGUCCGGUGCCGCACCGACGAGGCGCUCGACCGCGCCAAGUCGCUCGUCAACCUGCAGUUCAGCUGGUACCUCACCGGCACCGUGGUGUUCGUCGUUUUCUUCUACCUGCAGCUCACCAAGCGCUACCCCGAGGAGCCGCAGUACUUGCCGCUGGUAAAAGGUGGCGGCGGCGGCGGCGACAGCGACGGCCGGUUCAGCAUCGGAGAUGACCACGACGACGAGGACGAUCUCGAGGUCGCGAAACGUGGCUUCGGGCACGUGGUUAGCGGCACAAAGCCUAUCGAAAUCGAGAGGUGAGGUCGCCGCACCGUACGCACGGUUAGGAUUGUUCUGUGAUUAUCGUGUAAUUUGGCUUUAGUGUUUGUGGUGAAAAAUGUACAAUUAUUCUUUAGAAAACCGUUACAAAGAACGGUUUACAGUUGGUACUACGAAAGUACUUUGUAAAUUGUGACCCUUGGAGUACGGAUCCAAUGGUAGCCCAUGUCUGUCCCUCCUCGCUAGGCGUUGUCACGCGCGCAACAAUGGCAAUCAUUGUAAUCGCCAAUAUUUUCAGUUGACAACGCAAUCUACCCCACAAAGCAUUUAUGGAGGCGGCUAGAA
Molecule: messenger RNA, 1369 nt
Organism: Setaria italica (foxtail millet)
Lineage: Eukaryota; Viridiplantae; Streptophyta; Magnoliopsida; Poales; Poaceae
Product: transmembrane protein 45B
Exons: 1
Coding region: 110-1066 (318 amino acids)
Source: RefSeq, a predicted model, not a curated record